This is a messenger RNA of Hypanus sabinus (Atlantic stingray), 1332 nucleotides long. Its product is annotated as cysteine and histidine-rich domain-containing protein 1-like. Lineage: Eukaryota; Metazoa; Chordata; Chondrichthyes; Myliobatiformes; Dasyatidae. The coding region runs from base 77 to 1180 and encodes 367 amino acids. The transcript has 10 exons. The record is from RefSeq and is a predicted model, not a curated record.
CUUUCAAUAAAAUCUGUGAAGAGACCUUGAGCUAUCAGUAAUUGCUGUCUCUUGUUCACCUUUUUUUUUAAAAAAUAUGAAUUUUUUUCCAACAGAUGCUUGCUGUUACCAUCCUGGGGUUCCCAUAUUUCAUGAUGCACUCAAGGGAUGGUCAUGCUGCAAAAAGAAGACAACAGACUUUUCUGAAUUUCUGGCAAUCCCGGGGUGCACCAAGGGGAAGCACUGCAACGUGAAGCCGCCGGAGCCCCCGAAACCAGAGGUAACAUGUACCAAGGAUGGAACAGAUAACCUGAAGUCAGGGACUGCCACUGAAUACAUCAUGAAGGGUCCCAAAUCAGCAGAGAUGAUGAAGAAAGAAAGACCAAGUUCCGACGAGCCAAUGGUAAAACUACCUCAGAGAGUCUCCAAGUCACUGCAAGAGUCCUUGGACAAGCUCAGUGAAUCAAAUCAGAAAACAGAUACAAAGAAAGAGGAUGACAUCAGUAGUGGCGUUAAAGUGGGCACCUUGUGUAAAAACGCUGGCUGUAAGACGGCAUUUCAGGGGCUAGAGAGCAAUCAGGAAUUGUGCCACUUUCAUAGUGGAAUACCCAUCUUCCAUGAAGGAAUGAAGUACUGGAGCUGCUGUAAGAUAAAGACCACUGAAUUUGAUGAGUUCCUUGAACAGCCUGGCUGUGUCAGAGGCAAGCACCUCUGGACCAAAAAAGAAACAGAUAAGAAGCUGGUUGGCUGCCGAUACGAUUGGCAUCAGACUGGCAGUACGGUCGUUCUCACAGUUUAUGCAAAAACAUCCAACCCAGAGCACAGCUACGUAGAUGCUAACCAGACAAUGUUGACUAUCCACAUCAUGUUUGAAAAGGACAAAGUUUUUCAUAAAGUAUUAAAUCUAUGGGGUGUUGUAGAUACAAGUCAAAGCUCCGUCACUAUGGGCCCAACCAAAGUGGAAAUCAGCCUUCGGAAGAUGGAUCCUGUGACCUGGGCCAAGCUUGAACUGCCUCGGCAUGAAGUUGAGGAGAAGGAAGAAAAGAAAGGAGAAAGCCAAAAAGAAGAGAAAGUAAAGGAGAGUAAACCUAUCGCUCAGGAGUUUAACGAAGUGUACCUGGGAGAUGAGCCUCCGCCUCUAGAAGAUGAUGAAUCUGAUGAUAGUUUAGGACUGUCUGAUACCGAAGAAGAAUUUGAUUGAUGUUUCAUUGGAUCCAACAACAAAUAGCAAAGUACUGCAAUUUUAUACAGUUUUGCUUUUCUGAUAGUGUGUAUGUGAUUAUCUUAUUAUGAAGCAUAGUUUGCAGUGUGGAGUAUCCCCUGAAAAUUAAAAUAUUUGCAGAAUGUAAAAAA